CUCAGCUUCUCUCCUUGUACCGUUAGCUUGCUACAGUCAUGGAUGUGGACUCCGUCGAAGAAGGCGAAGUGCAUGGGGAGACUGUCAGAAGAAAUGGAAGGCAUCCGACGAGGCUUCCCGUCGACGAUGCACACCCGUUCGAUUUGGAGGCAUACUGCGCGAGCUACUCAGGUCGCUCCCUCGUUGAUAGAAUGAUCAUUGUGAUACAAUUAUGCCCUACACUUGCGGUGCAGGCACUUCAAUGCGCGUUGCAAACGGUAUUCAAGAUGCGCGACGUGAAGCUUUACCGCGAUCUUGUCGGUGCCUACGAAAGCACAGCCUCCGCGUCGAAUGGUCAACUGUCUCCUCCCGCUGAGGUUUCCGCACUAGACAUGAAGUGGAUUGAAGAGACAAUGCAGAACAAUCUGGCCGAGAAGAAUAAGUUGGAGGUCGAGCUUAAGACAUACACUAGUAACAUGAUCAAGGAGAGCAUUCGGAUGGCUCACAGAGAUCUCGGUGACUUCUUCCGGGCGACGGGUGACGCGGCUUCGGCUUUGAAGCAUUACACGAAGUCACGCGAAUUCUGCACGACUAAUCAACAUGUCCUUGACACAUUCAUGUCAUGUCUUGAGCUCUUGAUCGAACAGCGCAACUAUCCUCACAUCUCAACUUAUGUCUUCAAAGCAGACGCCGCACUUGACGCGACAACGGCUGCGCGCGCAAGCGCUAACUCAGCCCCGACGGCGCCCGCCUCAGCGAGUAACAAGGAGAAAGCAAAUGCGGAGCGAGAGAGCGUGCAGAGCAAGCUCGACGUGGGUCUCGCAAUCUCACUCCUUGGGCAAGGCAAUUAUGAGAAGGCAGCAGCGUCGUUCCUCAAGGUUGGAAGUGUAAAGACAUUGGGAGAAUGGGCGAACACACUCAUCGCUCCGGGGGACAUCGCGAUCUAUACAACCCUUUGUGCUCUGGCGUCAUUCAAGCGACCUGACAUUCGCUCCCAAGUACUUGACAAUGACAACUUUAGUGUUUACAUCGAGCAGGAGCCGUACGUGCGAGAGUUGCUGGAGUCAUACAUGGGCAACCGCUUCAAGGCGGUGCUUGAAGGUCUCGAAAAAUACUCGACCCGACAUUAUGUCGAUAUCCACCUGUCAUCGCACAUGGCGAAGCUCAUAGAUCUCAUUCGAAGCCGCGCUCUCGUGCUGUACUUCCAACCAUUUGCAUCAAUCAAGCUCGAGCGUAUGAGCAGUGCAUUUGGGUGGUCCAUCGAGGAGCUCGAGCGACAGGUCGUAUCUCUAAUCCAGGCCGGCGAGAUCCAGGCGCGAGUGGACAGGCAGAACAAGAUUCUCAAAGCGAAAGAGACAGACCAGCGCGCGGCGCUCUUCAUGCGUACUAUGAAGACGGGUGAGAACAUGCAAUCCGCGAAUAGAAAAUUGCUGCUCCGCAUGCGACUCCAACAAGCGGAUUUGAUUGUGAAAGCACCGAAGGGUCACCAACCACAGACCGGGCACCCGAGUGAACAACUGCCUUCCGACAUAUUCUGAUUGUGCAUCUGCAUUUAUUUCUACCAUAUCCGUGUAUUCGUACCAGAGACACCUCAGUCGCUCGCUGUGUAUUCGAUGCUUUCGCGGAUCUCAAUGAUUGAGCACAUCUUAUUCAGGCCUCAUUGACGAAACGACUCAAUCCAGAUUGACGUGCAUCUUACGGAAUGCAUACUCACCCUUCUGCUUGGUGACGGUUAGCCCGUUCCGCUCACCAUUCAGC
Messenger RNA from Laetiporus sulphureus 93-53, 1737 nucleotides. Its product is annotated as G protein pathway suppressor 1. The transcript is spliced from 8 exons. Bases 39 to 1517 code for a protein of 492 amino acids. NCBI's taxonomy places the organism in Eukaryota, Fungi, Basidiomycota, Agaricomycetes, Polyporales, Laetiporaceae. The record is from RefSeq and is a predicted model, not a curated record. Gene Ontology annotation, cellular component: COP9 signalosome.